Messenger RNA from Triticum turgidum subsp. durum (durum wheat), 3135 nucleotides. The record is from the annotation of a GenBank genome assembly. NCBI's taxonomy places the organism in Eukaryota, Viridiplantae, Streptophyta, Magnoliopsida, Poales, Poaceae.
AUGGCGCACAUAACAACCAUCUUGGGGGUGCUGAUGGCGGCUGCAGCAGCGGCGAUGCUGAUAUCGCCGCUCCUUGCUGGAGCAGAAGUUUAUCCGGCGGAGGUGCAAGGGAUGCCCGACUGCGACAUCACCUGUGGCAACAUAAGUGUGCCGUACCCGUUCGGCAUGGGUCCGGCUAGGUGCUACUGGCCGGGGUUCAACCUCACCUGCAACCACACAAGCAACCCGCCCUGGUUGCUGCUCGGCGACGGCACCCUCCAAGUCAAAGAAUUUUCCCUCACUAACUGGUCGACAUUUGUGGCCGUCAUACGCACGGGCGACAUAAAAGUCAAUGGCAAUGGUGAAGGCACACUCGGCGGUGGUCUUACCACCAACGGGCCCUACACGAUUUCAUCCAACAAGCUCAUCCUGCUGGGCUGCAAUGUUCAGGCGACACUCAAGAACAGUGAUGUGAUCGUGAGCAGCUGUUCUUCUUUCUGCAAAAACGGUGAUAGACUCUCCCAUGUGCGAUCCACACUCGAAGAAGGCAUGCAAUGCUCUGGCAGUGGCUGCUGCCAGUCGGACAUUGUCUUCGACCCUGCGGACGUAGUAGGAAGGCUUGCCAGCAGCACGUCCUACGACGUGCAGCUCAAAUGGUUCGGCUGGAACCGCAGCGCGGACCACCAGUGGCCGGCAUACGUCUUCAUUGCGAGGUAUGAUUGGUUCAGCCAUACACCGGUCUUAGAGGAGCUAUUUCGAACAGAUGCCCCUGUGUCAGCGGAUGCAAUACAACUUCCCCUGUUGCUGGAUUGGGAGGUUGUUGGCCAUGGCGCAGAGUGCUCCAACGUCUGCAAGAGCAGGCACAGUGACUGCAUAAAGGGUAAGAGAGGCUACAUAUGCUUAUGCAAUGAUGGCUACCAAGGGAAUCCCUACAUCACCAAUGGAUGCAAAGAUAUCGACGAGUGCAAUGAACAGUACCCUAAAACGUGCUAUGGUGAUUGUACCAAUUCGGAUGGAUCACAUGACUGCCGGUGUCCGCCUGGAACCCAUGGCGACCCUACGAUGCCUGAUGCCUGCUUCAUCAAUUUCGUCCCAGGUAACUGCAGCACAUCCUGCGGUGACAUAAACGUGCCAUACCCCUUCGGAAUUGGCUCUGCCGGUUGCUACUGGCCAGGGUUCAACCUCGCCUGUAAUACAAGCCAACGGCCAGCAAAGCUACUCCUCGUCCUCCAUGAGUACCCCUUCCACGUCACGGAGAUCUCCCUCCAGAACAACACGAUGCGCCUCAGCACCUACUCCAUCAUGCAUAUAGACCCCAGCGAUUCACCUGGUAAUUUUACGUUUUUCAAUUUCUCUGGGACGCCCUACUCACUAUCGACCGGCAACGAGUUCAUCCUGUCGGGCUGCAACCUUCAGGCGACGCUGACUGGGGGUGGCCCUGAGGUUUUCAUCAGUGGUUGUGCCUCCUUCUGCCCCUCCAAUAUAAGUGGCACCGAUGUGGAGACGGCACUGCAGCGUAGAGGAAGAUACUGCAAUGGGAUGGGCUGCUGUCAGGCGAAUAUCCCCAUGUCUUCCAACGACAUUUCCACGUUGUUGAUAGUUCAAAAGCUCAACAAGAAUGAUGGCCAGGAGUUGACGUUGCAGCCCGCGUACAUGCUAAUCGCAGAGGAGGGGUGGUUCGAUCAACAACAGCUGUCCAAGGAGAUAGCAGGGCAGGAGGAAUCCGAAAUACCCAAGGUGCAGGUUCCCGUAGUUCUGCAGUGGGAGGUCAUGCAAGGCUUACCACGACUAGCUAACAUGAAGGUGCAUCCGGGCUGUCCAGUAGAGGUAGUCCGCAAGCUCUGCAAGAGCAAGAACAGCUAUUGCAAACGUGGGAGCAGAGGCUAUUUAUGCCAGUGCAUGGAUGGCUACGACAAGCCUGGCAACAACCCCUACCUCGCCGACGGAUGCAAAGGUGGCCGCAAGCCCUUAUCUACAGGUAUAUACCUCGUCAGCAUAGGAGUUGCUGUUGGGGCAUGCAUCGUACUAUUUCUUCUUGCUGGAUCCUUCACACAUAAGAAGUUCAAACAUCGAAGAGCGCAGAUGUUGAAACAGAAGUUCUUCGAAAAAAACCGUGGACAAUUGUUGCAACAAUUGGUAUCACAAAGAGCUGAUAUUGCAGAAAGAAUGAUUAUAACCUUAGAUGAGCUUGAGAAGGCAACAAACAGAUUUGAUAAAGCUCGCGAGCUUGGUGGUGGUGGGCAUGGCACAGUCUACAAAGGGAUCCUAUCAGAUCUUCAUCUUGUAGCCAUCAAGAAACCAAAGGCGGUGAUUCAAAAGGAGAUUGAUGAAUUCAUUAAUGAGGUUGCUAUCCUAUCACAGAUCAACCAUAGAAAUGUCGUAAAACUCUAUGGUUGUUGCCUUGAAACAGAGGUCCCCAUAUUGGUCUACGAGUUUAUAUCCAACGGCACCCUUUAUGAUCAUCUUCAUAUUGAUGGACCAAGAUCAUUGUCAUGGAAUGAUAGGCUACGGAUAGCAGUUGAGACUGCUAGAUCUUUAGCCUAUCUUCACUCAACAACUUCAGUACCCAUCAUCCAUAGAGAUAUCAAGUCUGCUAACAUACUUUUGGAUGAUACUCUAACAGCAAAGGUCGCAGACUUCGGAGCUUCACGGUAUGUUCCGUUGGAUAGAUCAGGGAUCACAACAAGAGUGCAAGGUACAAGAGGAUAUCUGGACCCUGGGUAUUUCUACACCGGGCGUCUCACAGAAAAAAGUGAUGUGUACAGCUUUGGUGUCUUGCUUCUGGAGUUGUUGACUAGAAAGAAACCAUUUUCAUUCAUCUCUUCGGAAGAUGAAGGCCUCGUUACACAUUUUACUACCUUAUUCACACAAGGCAAAUUAUCAGAGAUACUAGAUCUGCAAGUUAUGGAAGAGGGAGGCAGUGAAAUGGAAGAAGUCGCGGCGCUUGCAGCCAUGUGUAUAACAUUAAGAGGAGAGGAUCGUCCGUCCAUGAAGCAAGUGGAGAUCAAGCUCGAAGGCACUCAAGCAUCUAGGGAACAUGAGGGGGGUAAUGUAAGAAAUUGUCCAGCGACUGCAGAUGGAAGUGGGACCGAGGAGUUAUCCAGACAGUAUAGUAUGGAAGAGGAGUUCAUGUUAUCUUCAAGGUAUCCUCGGUAG